CUUUUGCGAGGAUCUUUUGCGAGGGUCUUUUGUUCGACACACCGCUGGAUCAGGCUGUCGCAAAAGUCCCUCCCACCACUGACGAGAAUAGCAGCGAUCCAGACAGCUGCUGCAGAGGACUUUUGUCAAUUGGAUCUGCCUUGUUAUCGUGGCCCACAAGAAACCAUCCAGCCUGCCUACAUUCACGGAUUAUAAAAUGAGCCGCGUCUCGUCAAGUCCAUGAAAGCGCUAGUUGCUUUCCAAUGAUUUCAUCCCCCACCUUAGAAGCUCGUCUAGCCUAGCGCCGCCAAGAGUUGAAAACGACAGUUAUGGACUCAGACAAAGCGCCGGCUGUCGGCCGGCCGCGGUGUUCCGAGGACUGGGAGUGCCGAAGGCGCAUCAUCGAGCAGCUCUAUUGGACCGAAGACCGGGGACUUGGGGAGGUCAUGACCAUGAUGAAGCAGCUCCAUGGGUUCUCUGCAUCGUAAUUCUCGCACCAGUCUGCCCAGGUACACAAUCGCUUCUAGUAACGCAUUUGGCUGACACAUGUUCUUGCCCCAUGUCCCUUGCAGAACAAGACAGUACAAGUCACAGUUCAAGAAGUGGCGUCUGGAGAAGAAUAUCAAAUCCCAGGAAAUGGUCCCGAUGAUCAACAUUCGGGAGAAGCGGAGGAUCCUCGAACACAAGGCCACCGUCUUUCGGCUUAGGAAACGGGAGGUUGCGCCCGAGAAGAUCGACCGCUAUAUCAGACGAUACAAAAGUGACCUUGAUGUGGACGCUUGGCUGUCAGCAGAUCGCGAGACAACACCUCCGGAUGUCGAAUACGGCACACCUGGUAGAAACAUUACUCCGGAGAGAUGCAGCACUCCCGAAGAAGAGUAUUCGACCCCCAAGGAGUACAGCACUCUCGCCGGGUGCAGCGCUCCUCGAGCAGCCCGCGUAUCCACUCCACCACCGUCGCCGCCACCGGAGCCUAGAUCGGCUACAUGGCAAACCCCGAUGUCCCCAUACACCCCCCAACAUGGUAGAACCACCUUGUAUGGUAAUCAGGAUCCAUUCUCUCCAAAGGGUGGGUCCCCGUGUUCUCCAAAGGCCCCGGCAUAUGCGCGUCCUGGUCCCAUAUCAUCGCAGUACAGAACCGGGUCGGGAAACGCACAGGAGACCUUGUCACCACCACGCUCGCCAUCUUCUGGGGAAUCCCCUGAUAGAUUCAGCGAUAUUCGGUUGCCGCCCCUUCUAGCGCCUCAUUCGACAGCGACUGAGACCGGAACCACGUUUUGCUCAGUGGCCGCGGCGCGAACUAGCGAGCCCUUUCCUAGACAGCCCCUGACAAGUCCCUUUGAAUCGGACGAUACCUCUGCUAGGCAUGUCACAAGAUCAUAUGGCCUCCACGUGCCCGCAAACGGAGACGAGUCUCAAGAAGCCCGACGACAAGAGGGGCAGAUCGGAGUUGCGACGGCCUUAGUGGAUCGCGCAGACUUGGAUAUGCUUUAUGAAGCGGUCCUGUCUAGGGAUGCGGGAAUCCGGAUGCUGCUUGGUCACGGUACUGAGGUAGAGGCAGUCCAGCCCGACAGCUACACUGCGCUGCAUCUUGCGGUUCAGCAGAAUGACAUUCAUACCGCCGGGCGUCUCCUCUCAUAUGGGGCAAACGUCAAUGCCCACUGCAAUAGUCCAGAUAACGAGCCCACGCCACUACACCUCGCCUGCAUCCGGGGGAACUUGGCCAUGGUGCGGCUUCUCCGCCACUACGGAGCCGACCCAAGCAUCCCCGGAACGCUUAGGCAGAGAUAUUGGACCCCGUUGCACCGCGCUAUUUUCCAGGGGAACGCCGACGUUGCGACGGAGCUGCUGAUACCCUCUCCCGACGCGCCGUAUAACCCCCGGCUGCGCAGGGUCAACACCGACCGCGUUGACGUGAAUGGGGAGACUGCUCUCCACAUGGCCGCGGGGGACGGGCUGGAGGCCGUCGUCAGGGCCCUCGUCCUGGCCAAGGCCCACCUCCACCCGCUCGACCGGCAAGGCCUAACGCCCCUCGACCUGGCCGUGCAGCACCAGGAGCUUGCCUGCGCGAGCCUGCUGCUCCGGUCGGGCGCCGACCCGAACUUUAGCGGCUGGCGGGCCACCCUGCCCAUCCACCGCGUCGCGCGCCUCCCCCCCGCGCCGCCCGACGGCCUCGAUGACGACGCCGAGGACCUCGAUAUCGUCGGCCUCCUCGCCUCGCACGGGGCCGACCUAGACGCUAGGGACGACGAAGGCAACACGCCCCUCAUGAUCGCUGUCAUCACCAACAACGUCCCGCUGGCGCAGCGCCUCCUCCGCCACGGCGCCGAGAGGACCUCGGCGCACCACCCCGCCGGCCGGUCGCCGCUGCACCUCGCCAUCGCCCGACGUAUGCCCGCCAUGGUGAACACGCUGCUACGCCACCGCGCACCCCCGGCCGCCGCGGACCGCCAGCAGGGGGACGCGACCUGCCCGCCGGGCCGCCACCACCCGGUCCGGUCCUUCUUCGACAAUUACCUGGCCUUUGAGAGCCACGCCCAGGACGACGACUGGCCCGCGCUCGCCCGGUCCGUGCAGAUGUCGGAGCGGCACAUCCUGGAGACGGUGCGGGUGCUCUGCCGCCACUACCCCGACUUCGUCCGGCUCCGGGCCGCGCCCGGCCGGCAGACGGUGCUGCACUGGGCGGCCAGGCAGGGCCACCUGUCCAUCGUCGACCACGUGCUCGAGCGGAUCCGUACCGACCCGAGCCUCGCCGACGUUUUGGAGAUUGCGGACGAUGAUGGGCGGACGGCCGAGGAGGUUGCGUUCCUUGCGCACACGGCGGCGUACGUGGCUUUUGGUUCCUGGCGGAUUCGCUAUUUUUCAUCCUUGGACUCGAGGUAGCCGAGGCCUUCCGUCUGUGGUUGUGCGUCACGUUGCUCUGUUUGCCGUCCAUAGCAAAGUCCCGUCCACAUGGCCAAGCUAUGUUUAUUCAUUACAAGUACUUUUUUUUUUUCACUGCGGCUCGACAUGACUAAAAGUAGCUACCCAGGGGCCUGCCUACCUAGGC
Molecule: messenger RNA, 3028 nt
Organism: Gaeumannomyces tritici R3-111a-1
Lineage: Eukaryota; Fungi; Ascomycota; Sordariomycetes; Magnaporthales; Magnaporthaceae
Exons: 2
Coding region: 526-2862 (778 amino acids)
Molecular function (GO): protein binding
Source: RefSeq, a predicted model, not a curated record